Messenger RNA from Symphalangus syndactylus (siamang), 4249 nucleotides. RefSeq names its product ALG13 UDP-N-acetylglucosaminyltransferase subunit (gene ALG13). Lineage: Eukaryota; Metazoa; Chordata; Mammalia; Primates; Hylobatidae. Gene Ontology annotation, molecular function: cysteine-type deubiquitinase activity; K63-linked deubiquitinase activity; hexosyltransferase activity. Gene Ontology annotation, biological process: protein deubiquitination; dolichol-linked oligosaccharide biosynthetic process. The record is from RefSeq and is a predicted model, not a curated record.
UUCCACGGGGCUCGGCAGUUUCUCCUCAGGCCCCCUUGUGGAUCGCGCUUCGGCGCCGGCGUCUCAGCCAGCCGAGCUCGCCUCAGAGCCCGGCUCCUUCCCCUCAGCGCUUGGCGGGAGCCCGCGCGGUUCCCCUCCUCAGCGCGUGUCGUCCCCUCAGGGCUCCCGGUUCUCGCAGUUGAGCAAAAAAUCGAGAGCCUUGGUUACAACCGACUUAUCCUGCAAAUUGGUAGAGGAACAGUGGUACCUGAACCCUUCAGUACUGAGUCGUUUACUCUGGAUGUUUACAGGUACAAGGAUUCCUUGAAAGAAGACAUUCAGAAAGCAGAUCUUGUUAUUAGUCACGCAGGUGCAGGAAGCUGUUUGGAGACUCUGGAAAAAGGAAAGCCACUCAUAGUGGUUAUAAACGAAAAGUUGAUGAACAAUCAUCAGCUGGAACUGGCAAAGCAGCUACACAAAGAGGGUCAUCUCUUCUAUUGUACCUGCAGGGUCCUGACUUGUCCUGGGCAAGCCAAGUCCAUUGCUUCUGCUCCUGGGAAGUGCCAAGAUUCUGCAGCGCUGACUUCAACUGCCUUCUCAGGCCUAGACUUUGGGCUGCUUUCCGGAUACCUGCAUAAGCAAGCCCUUGUUACUGCUACCCAUCCUACCUGCACCCUGCUUUUUCCCUCUUGCCACACUUUUUUUCCUCUCCCUCUCACCCCUACCCUGUACAAAAUGCAUAAAGGAUGGAAAAACUACUGCAGCCAGAAGUCUUUGAAUGAGGCAUCAAUGGAUGAAUAUUUAGGCAGCUUAGGGCUGUUUCGAAAGCUGACUGCCAAGGAUGCCUCUUGCCUCUUUCGGGCUAUUUCGGAGCAGUUGUUUUGCAGCCAGGUCCAUCAUUUGGAAAUCAGGAAGGCUUGUGUCUCAUAUAUGAGGGAAAAUCAACAAACUUUUGAGUCUUAUGUGGAGGGAUCUUUUGAGAAAUACCUGGAACGGUUGGGAGAUCCUAAGGAAAGUGCUGGCCAGCUGGAAAUAAGAGCUCUUUCUCUAAUUUAUAAUCGGGAUUUCAUUCUUUAUCGCUUUCCUGGAAAACCUCCAACUUAUGUCACAGAUAAUGGCUAUGAAGACAAGAUUCUACUCUGCUAUUCAAGUAGUGGUCACUAUGAUUCUGUGUACUCAAAACAAUUUCAGUCAAGUGCAGCUGUUUGUCAGGCUGUAUUGUACGAAAUUCUCUAUAAAGAUGUGUUUGUUGUGGAUGAAGAAGAGUUGAAGACUGCGAUUAAAUUGUUUCGAAGUGGUUCUAAGAAGAACAGAAAUAAUGCUGUGACUGGAAGUGAGGAUGCCCAUACUGAUUACAAGAGUUCAAAUCAGAAUAGGAUGGAAGAGUGGGGUGCCUGCUACAAUGCUGAAAAUAUACCAGAGGGCUACAAUAAAGGAACAGAAGAAACAAAGUCUCCAGAAAAUCCAUCAAAGAUGCCCUUCCCCUAUAAGGUGCUCAAAGCCCUGGAUCCAGAAAUCUAUCGUAAUGUAGAAUUUGAUGUUUGGUUGGACAGCAGAAAAGAACUUCAAAAAUCUGAUUACAUGGAGUAUGCUGGGAGACAGUACUAUUUGGGAGACAAGUGUCAGGUUUGCUUGGAAUCAGAUGGAAGAUAUUACAAUGCUCAUAUCCAGGAAGUUGGAAAUGAGAACAAUUCAGUAACAGUCUUCAUUGAAGAAUUGGCAGAAAAGCAUGUUGUUCCACUGGCCAACUUAAAACCAGUUACCCAAGUGAUGCCUGUUCCUGCCUGGAAUGCUAUGCCCAGUCGGAAAGGAAGAGGUUACCAGAAAAUGCCUGGGGGAUAUGUCCCGGAAAUAGUUGUAUCAGAGAUGGACAUAAAGCAACAGAAGAAGAUGUUCAAGAAAAUUCGAGGGAAAGAAGUUUACAUGACUAUGGCUUAUGGCAAGGGAGACCCCCUCCUCCCACCCAGGCUGCAGCACAGUAUGCAUUAUGGGCACGAUCCUCCAAUGCACUACUCACAGACAGCUGGCAAUGUUAUGUCUAAUGAACAUUUUCAUCCUCAACAUCCAUCUCCGAGACAAGGUCGGGGAUAUGGGAUGCCCAGGAAUUCAUCUCGGUUUAUAAACAGGCACAACAUGCCGGGCCCUAAAGUUGAUUUUUACCCAGGCCCAGGUAAAAGGUGCUGCCAGAGCUAUGAUAACUUCUCUUACAGAUCUCGUUCAUUUAGACGUAGUCACCGCCAGAUGAGUUGUAUGAAUAAGGAGUCCCAGUAUGGAUUUACCCCAGGGAAUGGACAGAUGCCCAGGGGCUUGGAAGAAACUAUUACUUUUUAUGAAGUUGAAGAAGGGGAUGAGACUGCUUAUCCAACUUUACCUAAUCAUGGAGGUCCCUCUACAAUGGUUCCUGCUACUUCAGGAUACUGUGCUGGAAGGCGGGGACAUAGCUCAGGCAAACAGACUUUGAAUUUAGAGGAGGGCAAUGGCCAGAGUGAAAAUGGAGGAUAUCAUGAAGAAUAUCUUUAUCAUGCAGAGCCAGACUAUGAAACUUCAGGUGUUUAUAGCACAACUGCAUCUACAGCAAACUUGGGGCUUUGGCUAUACUUGAACACAGACUUUGGAAUUGUCCAUGUUAAGUGGGGCUCACCUUUUCACAGUAAGUCUCUUCAGGACAGAAAAUCAUGUUCUAUGUCUCCUCAGGACACAGUUACCUCAUACAACUACCCCCAGAAGGUGAUGGGAAAUAUUGCAGCAGUUGCAGAUUCCUGUGCCAGUAAUGUUCCAGCUCCAGUCUUAUCUAACGGUGCAGCAGCUAAUCAAGCUAUUAGUACCACUUCAGUUUCCUCACAGAAUGCUAUACAGCCUCUAUUUGUAUCUCCACCUACACAUGGCAGGCCAGUGAUUGCCUCACCAUCCUAUCCAUGCCAUUCUGCUAUUCCUCAUGCUGGUGCCUCUCUACCACCACCACCACCACCACCACCACCACCACCACCACCACCACCACCACCACCACCACCACCACCUCCUCCUCCUCCUCCUCCUCCUCCUCCUGCUCUUGAUGUGGGAGAGGCUUCAAACUUACAACCACCACCACCACUACCACCUCCACCUUAUUCCUGUGAUCCAAGCGGCAGUGAUUUGCCUCAAGAUACAAAAGUUUUGCAGUACUAUUUCAAUCUAGGAUUGCAGUGCUAUUACCACAGCUACUGGCACUCCAUGGUCUAUGUGCCACAGAUGCAGCAGCAGCUUCAUGUAGAGAAUUAUCCAGUCUAUACUGAGCCACCUCUGGUGGAUCAAACCGUUCCUCAAUUCUACAGUGAGAUGAGGAGAGAAGAUGGCAUACAGGCGGAAGCAUCAGCAAAUGAUACUUUUCCGAAUGCUGAUUCUUCAUCUGUCCCUCAUGGAGCAGUCUAUUAUCCAGUAAUGUCAGAUCCCUAUGGGCAGCCACCUUUGCCAGGUUUUGACUCCUGCCUUCCGGUUGUGCCAGAUUAUUCCUGUGUUCCCCCCUGGCAUCCAGUUGGUACAGCAUAUGGUGGUGGUUCUCAAAUUCAUGGUGCUAUAAAUCCUGGGCCAAUUGGCUAUAUUGCUCCAUCUCCCCCAGCUUCUCAUGUACCUCAGGGUAUGUGAGAUCCAGCAGUAUGAAGUAUUCUUGCACUGCCAUUUUCUUGCUGUUUUUGUUUUUAAAAAGUAUUUUAUGUUAGUCGUUAAAUGAUUUAGGUGAUUAGUGUUUACUAUUGUAUUUGUCUUUAAAAUUAUUUUAUCUUUUGAUUUAAAAUAGUACUUUAAAAUUAAGGGGUAUUAUUUUGGGCUGUGACUAAGGAAAUUGAGAUGGAUGUACAACUAGCCCCAUAUUGAGCAUACUUCAUUGUAUUCAGCUGUUUUCCUAUCAGCCAUUUGUCAGCUUUAUAUUAGCUGAUGGUAACAAUUGAUAAAAUGAAUAUAAAGUAUUUCGUUGGUUCAGAAAUCACACAUCAUAUUAAACCAUGCAGAAUUGGAAUAACUUCCACUUUUUUCUAGAAAGUAAAACCAAGGGUCUUUGCUUCUGGGUAACUCACUUAAUAUUAAAUUAAAGAGCUCUUCAGGUUUCUUGAGAAUUGUCUGAAGCCAGUUGCAUUCUGUGAUAUCAGUUUUGAAGGCACAUGGUUCUCUGCUUUAGAUUUAUCCCAUACGCUAUUGUUUAAUACUGGAUGUAUGUAAGUGUUUUACUGCACUGUAUUGAUUGGUGUCUUUUGCACAGUUAGCAGUAAAUAAAAAUUAGCAUUUAAAAUUGCCAAAA